AUGGCCAACUUCACCAUUCGCAAUCUGACAAUUCAUCCAGUUGAGCUCGUUCAUGUUCAACGGUUCGAGAGCGAGAAAGUCAAGCAGGGCAGUGUUCUUCAAAAUGUGACGAGCGCCAUUUCUGGCUUCUUGAAUGCUACAGAGAGCAUCUCCCAUCAGAUCCACCCGAGAGGGGACUCAAUCAAGAAUGACGAUGUUUCCAUCCACGUCGAGCCGUUUCAAAUUGCUGAGACAGACAUCAGGGCCGCGGAUCCAGGAAAUGAAGUGGUUCGUUUGACUUUCAAAACGGAAGACCAUCGCUAUGAGACCGACAUUCCGAGCCCCAGCACGAAAUCGGCGGUAAUGAAAAAGCUGGAUGACGGGCCUCAUGAUCUGACUGUCGUAUACGUUCCAAAUGGCGCUCUGGUUGCAAUCUUCUCGUCCGCCAAACUCAAUGCCUGGAUGCAUGAACUUCAGGAUGAGUGGCCUCUUACCGUCCUCUCCAUUCCCGGCACUCACAAUUCGCCGACUUGCUAUACGGCACUUCCCUCGGUUCGCUGCCAGGCUGUUGGCAUUCCAGAACAGCUCCAGAAUGGUGUCCGGUUUCUGGACAUUCGGGUGUCGGCUAAUUCGGAUGACGACGUGCUCACUCUGGUUCACAGCGCAUUUCCAAUCUCCCUGACCGGGAAUAAAUACUUCGCUGACAUGCUUGAGGAUAUCUACAAGUUCCUAGAAGAGAAUCCUAGCGAGGUCAUCAUCAUGAGUGUUAAGCGCGAAGGUACCGGCAAAGGUAGCGAUGCUCAGAUGUCCAAGUACCUCAAGAAUGGAUAUGUUGACAAGCGGGCUGACCGCUGGUGGACCGAUCCCAGGGCUCCUAACCUCGGCGAGGCUCGUGGCAAGAUUGUCCUUGUACGCCGGUUUGCUCUGGAUGAUGAAAUGAGAGACGGAGGCUAUGGUGUGGACGCCCAAGAGUGGCCUGAUAACUGCGAGGAUGGCGUUGGAGGAGGAGGUGGCUUCCGCAUCCAAGAUUUCUAUGAAGUCACCGAGAGCCAAAACAUUGAAAAGAAGAUUGAGUACAGUCGCGGUCAACUCGAACGAGCUGCAGAACAGGCUUUCGCGCUCGCCGGGAUGACAGAUUACAACGCGGAAGCCCGACCUCCACCAUUCUUCGUCAACUUCCUCAGUGCCAGCAACUUCUUCAACGCAACAUGCUGGCCUGAAAGAAUUGCUGCCAAGGUAAAUCCAGCUGUGAUUGAGUAUCUGUGCGGGAAGCAUGGCCAGGAAGGCAAGGGCCCGAAGCAGCUCAGAGUUGGCUCUGCCGGAACUGGCAUCGUGAUUACUGACUGGGUUGGUGCAAACGAUAACUGGGACCUUAUCCGCUGCAUUGUGGGCAUGAACGCUCGCCUUCAGCUUCGAAAGUAG
Molecule: messenger RNA, 1401 nt
Organism: Metarhizium brunneum ARSEF 3297
Lineage: Eukaryota; Fungi; Ascomycota; Sordariomycetes; Hypocreales; Clavicipitaceae
Gene: PLC
Product: 1-phosphatidylinositol phosphodiesterase
Biological process (GO): lipid metabolic process
Molecular function (GO): phosphoric diester hydrolase activity
Source: RefSeq, a predicted model, not a curated record